Messenger RNA from Penicillium longicatenatum, 3306 nucleotides. RefSeq lists its product as uncharacterized. Lineage: Eukaryota; Fungi; Ascomycota; Eurotiomycetes; Eurotiales; Aspergillaceae. The transcript has 4 exons. Gene Ontology annotation, biological process: regulation of DNA-templated transcription. The record is from RefSeq and is a predicted model, not a curated record. The coding region runs from base 1 to 3306 and encodes 1101 amino acids. Gene Ontology annotation, molecular function: histone acetyltransferase activity.
AUGGCGGCGACCGUGCCGCCCGCGAACGAGGAUCCCGGUCGGCCUGACCUGCCCGCUGACCAGGUUGACAGUGAUCUCGAUGCGGAGGGAGAAGAGGAGACCGAUCUUUAUGGGAUGGAUCAACAGCUUCAAGAUGCUGUACACAGAGCAUUCUCCAGAGAGGGGGAGGCAGACAACGGAGACGGCGAGGCAGAUGCCGCGGCUGCCCGUGUGAGGAGCCAACAAAACGGUGGCGACGAUGAGACAGAACCCGUCGGUGCAGUCAAAUUACCAGACGACGAAUCAUCUGGGGAUGAUGAUGACGCUGAUGGAGAGUCCGAAAAUGCCGACGGCGAGGGUGAUCCCGCAUUUGAGGAUGAGAAUGACCGAGAGGCAUCCGAAUCAAGCGACUCUGAAUCAGAGGCAGAGGACUGGGAGGCUGAAAGCAAUGGACACGAGGAUGGAGAUGCUGAAAUCCGCAGCCGAACGGAUUGCAUUUUCUGUGGCCAGGAUGAGGAACAUGAUCCAGGCGAGGACUUUGAAGAAUGGCUCACUUGUGUGGUCUGUGGCGACCACUCUCACCGACAAUGCGCGCGAGAACAAGAAGCUUUCAAUGAUACCGAGGAUCUUUGGAAAUGCCCCUCUUGUGUUCAAAAUAAACUAGAGCCUGACCCGGUCGAAAGUCCCUCUCAAGUGAAAUCCGGGCAGUCACACCUGCCUAAAGAGCUUCUUCCUGCGCAUGUGGGGAAGGAAGGAUCUGAUUUCCAUUCGAUAUUUGACACCGGAAUCAGCGAUGAGGUGUUGAACAGUUCCCGCGCACUACGGAAACGAAAAGCAUCAUCAGUGGAAGCAGAGGAACACACCCCUGUGCUUCGAAAGCGACGGCGUCAAACAGAUCACUCCGAUUCCAAUGAUCUUCCUGCUGAAGGAGAGAUGCCUGAGGACCCAUCCCAGCCACGCCCUUUGCGGGCGCGCCGGACACGUGGAGUUGAACGAGAACACGCGCGUGUUGUGACUAAACAAUAUGGCAAACUCAUCAUGGCAUUCCGAUUGGAUGAAGGGAGAGUGAAUCGAAUACUGAACACCCAGAGUCAACCGCAACGCAAGAAGAAGAAAGCACCAAAACCCCCACCCGUACAUCAUGAACCUCAAGCCCAUUUCGCCCCUAUUCCUCCUGCCCCAUACAACCAUUUUACCCCUUUCCACGACCGCGACAGUGAUGACUCAAAAUCCAAGCCGUACGGCGGUAUCUUAUCCGAAGUUGACGCAGACACAUCGAAGACACUUCCUACACAGCUGGACCGUGACAAAUUUGAAUCGGCUCGACAGAAGGCCGAGGAUGAAUGGCAACGCAGAGUACGAGAAGCGGAGCUCAAUGGUGAAGUCACUACAACCUCAAAGGUGUCAGGUCCGCCCUCCAAGAUUAAGUACAUCAACUUUGGCGGUUAUGAGAUUGAAACCUGGUAUGCUGCUCCGUACCCAGAAGAGUACAGUCGCAACCGUGUGCUCUACAUUUGCGAGUUUUGCCUCAAAUACAUGAACUCGGACUAUGUGGCUUGGCGACAUAAGCUUAAAUGCCCUGCCAAGCAUGCACCUGGUGACGAAAUUUAUCGUGAUGGCUCGAUCUCAAUCUUCGAGGUAGAUGGCAGGAAGAAUCCGGUCUAUUGCCAGAAUUUGUGUCUUCUAGCCAAGCUUUUCCUCGGAUCUAAGACCCUUUACUACGAUGUUGAACCGUUUUUGUUUUAUGUCAUGAGCGAGUACGAUGACCUUGGUUGCCAUUUUGUGGGUUAUUUCAGCAAGGAGAAGAGGCCAAGCUCGGCGAACAACGUAUCGUGCAUUCUCACCCUCCCUAUUCACCAACGCAAAGGUUACGGCAAUCUCCUCAUCGAUUUCUCAUACCUCUUGACACGCAUUGAGGGCAAAAAUGGGUCGCCUGAGAAGCCCUUGUCCGAUAUGGGUCUAGUUUCUUACCGCAAUUACUGGCGUCUGAUUUUGUCAUACCAGCUGCGUGACUUGAAAACACCUGUUAGCAUCGCAGAUCUUUCCGACCGGACUGGAAUGACAGCAGACGAUAUUGUGUCCGCCCUUGAGGGGCUUCGAGCUCUAGUUCGGGACCCUAUCACAAAAACCUACGCCUUCCGUCUGGACAACAAGUACUUCGAGGAGGUCAUCCAGAAGUGGGAAAGUAAGGGCUACGUCACACUGAACCCUGAUGCAUUGCUGUGGACUCCGUAUAUUAUGGGUCGCAACAAUCAGUCUCAGUUUGAUCGCGCCCCAAUGCAUGCUGUUGCGCCUCGUGAGGAUCUUGAUGAGGAAGAUGAAGAUGCCGAGAUGAAGGAUGUGGAGGAUAGAGAUCAGGUACCGGCCAUGAAUGGUCAUGCUGAUGGUCUUGGGGAACCUGCCGGGCCACCAUCCACCUCUCUUCAGCAACCGAAUGGAGUUCAUCCUCCCGACAACUCGGCCACGCCAGUUCCUCCCCCUGCCGCCGGCAUUCCUCCUUCUCGAUUUGAGCUCUGGCCUCCGGUCCAUAUUCCUCCCACCGGUCGGCGCAAACCCGGUCGCCCGAUGGGCAGUAGGCUUAGUAACGCUCGAGCAUCAAUGACACCAACAACGGUGCGCACAAGUGGUCGCAACACCCCGCGGAGGCCAUCUGGACUCCCGGCAGUCACAUCAUCCAUCAGUCGUCGCGGGCGAAGUAAGUUGACUGGUUCUCCGGCUGCGGAGGACAACCCUCCUCAAUUGAAUGGUAUCGAUGCGGACGCAGAUGUGGAUGGCGAUGGAGAGCCGGACGACGCCGUUGAAGAGCCGGUGGAAGAUGAGUUAGUGGUUGACGCAGUUUCUGACGAGCUUGUCGACGAGUCACCCGAGGUGGAUGACAGUGCCGAGCCAGCCAAUGGUGAUGAAUCACCCAACGAAGUCAUCAAAACAAAUGGCGUCGAUCAUGAGUCUUCAGCUGGGGCCGAGGCCGAAACCAAGUUUGAUUCUGAUUCUAGGCUCGAGUCCGAGCCUGUACCCGAGCCCGAAGCUCCGAAGACACCAGAGAAGAAAUCCAAAUCCAAGUCACGAUCUCCAGAGACGGCAACUUCUCACCGCUCUAGGCGGAAGCAGCCGGACAAUCCUCCUAAGACUCCCACCUCGGUCGGCCGCAAAGCCUUGGUCGAAAAAAUCCAGGUCGUGGUCCCUGAGCCUAGUUCCGUUCGAAGCAGUGCCAAGAAAAGUGCUCCCCUUACGAAUGGCAUGAGCCCUGAUAUUGAUGCCGAAGGCGAGGAUGAUCCCGAUGCGGACGGGGAGUACGAGGUGGAUGGCGACAUGGUAAUGGAAACAUGA